This is a messenger RNA of Lepisosteus oculatus (spotted gar), 3894 nucleotides long. RefSeq names its product Spi-1 proto-oncogene b (gene spi1b). Gene Ontology annotation, cellular component: nucleus. Gene Ontology annotation, biological process: cell differentiation; regulation of transcription by RNA polymerase II. NCBI's taxonomy places the organism in Eukaryota, Metazoa, Chordata, Actinopteri, Semionotiformes, Lepisosteidae. The record is from RefSeq and is a predicted model, not a curated record. Gene Ontology annotation, molecular function: sequence-specific DNA binding; DNA-binding transcription factor activity, RNA polymerase II-specific.
AUCACUAUCUCCAUCUGACACAUCACUUACAAUCAGGAACUUUCUGAAAAAAAAGGAAAAAGGGCCAUUUUAGAUUGUCUUCAGCAACAGCCAGUGUGUUAAUACAAUAAAAACAGUGUACAUGUAUUAAUCUGACAGGUGUGUAAUUGGUUUUUAAACUUGUACUGUUUUUACAGAGAACAGGCAUUUGUUUUUCUCGGACAAAUUACCGACGGAGAAGAAAAGUGGCCUCCCGGUUGAUUUGUUGAGAAAAUUGUCUUUUGAGUUAUGCAAUGGCUUCUUGAAGUUUUGAAAGAGACUAAGAAAAGUAAGACUGUUAGCUGAUUAUUUUGCUCAAUCUGCUUGAUGCUACAUGCACACAGGAUGGAGGGAUACCUCAUUGCACCUUCUUCAGAAGAAAUUAUUACUUACGAUCACGAUAUCUACCGACAACCAAUCGAAUAUUACCCCUACCUUAAUGAUGGUGACAGUCAUGGAGUUAGACCAAGAGGUAUGUGCAGCGAGGGCAGCGAGGUGGCAGACAGUGGGGUGAAAGAGCACUACUGGGACUACCACCAUCACCCCAUCCACCCCAGCGAGUUUGAGGGGUUCCCCGAAAACCACUUCACCGAACUGCAGAGCGUGCAGCCCUUUCCGGUACAGCCCUUCGCCCGCUACGGCGAAAUCGAACCCGUGCACUCCAUAGACCCCGGGCUGAGCAGCACCCACCUCACAAUCUCCCCCCAGAUGCAGUACAUGCAGCGCAGGUACCCUUACACCUCCCCUGCCCAGCGCAGCUCCGAUGAGGAGGACAUGGAGAGAAGGAGCCCGCCCUUUGAGGUCUCAGAUGGAGAGGCCGACCUGGUUGACCACCUGCCCUGUCCCACCAGUGGGGAGCCAGGUAACAAGAAGAAAAUCCGCCUGUACCAGUUUCUGCUGGACCUGCUGCGCAACGGGGACAUGAAGGACAGUAUCUGGUGGGUAGACAAGGAGAAGGGGACUUUCCAGUUCUCCUCCAAGCACAAGGAGGCGCUGGCCAACCGCUGGGGCGUGCAGAAAGGGAACCGCAAGAAGAUGACCUACCAGAAGAUGGCACGUGCCCUCAGGAACUACGGCAAGACCGGGGAGGUGAAGAAGGUCAAGAAAAAGCUGACGUACCAGUUCAGCGGAGAGGUGCUGGGGAAAAUAUCCACCGAGAGGAAGCUGUACCCUCAUUUAUAAAGAGAAAACUGAGAAAAUCGAGAGAGAAAAAAUGCAUUAAGACUGUUGCCGGAAGUACUGCAGCUUUCAUAAUCUGUUGAUAAUUUAAAUUAACCUUGCAACAUUUUUCUUUUUUUGUUGGUAGAAAUUAAAUGAUACAAAUCGGGGCUGUCCAAUUCCUUUUGCAGGGGGGCUGACGUGUCUGUAGGUUUUCAUUCCAACGCAGCUCUUGAGGCCAAAUUAACUCAUUAGGGGCUGGAGUGGAUCUAUUGAACCCCCAGCUCUUCUGGUGCUGUGUGAUUAAAGAGACAAAGAGCACCUGCAGGAACAGCAGCCCCUCCAGGACUAGGACUGGAGGCCCUUCAUAUUGAUGCUUCUAUCUGUUUUAUUUAGAAAGCAAUGAGAUCUCCGAAGGCUGCCUUUCUGCUCAUACCUGUAACUUCAGUGGUAGAGUAGAGGGAACCUUCAUGAUUCCGAGAAUCAGGAGUGGAUCCAGCUUCCCAAAUUAGCACUUGCUGUGAUCAUCCAGUGAUUCCAAACCCUGGUCCUGGAGGAACUUGUUUAUGCUACACCUGAGAUCUUACUCAUGGGCUCAUUGAUUUCUGUUGAGGGCUUAUUUGUAAAUUUCAUUUUAUCUCUUAAAAGGCCAAAUGGAAUUUGUAUUGGGUAUCAAUUCCAAUACCGAUUUCUGGGUUUGGGGACCCUGAAAUGGACAAAACACUCAUCAUGGGCGUGUCUGGGCCUGGCAUGAAUCCAUCGACCGGUACGAUCUUAACAGUUCAGCCAGAAAUCAAGCAGAGGAGAGUCUGUGCAGCGGAGCCCCUUUGAAGUCAGAUAUUUAUGACAGGGAAGAAAUGACCAAGUGAAACAGCAGCCUGAACCAGCAAGCUGAUCACUUAAUUCAUCAGUUACCACGGUAGUUUUAGAGUUCAGCCGCAAGGGAAACCGGCAGAGAUAGUGUUGCUCCAGGACCAGGGGUGCAGCAAGUGGUGUGGGCGGACCAGUAGGUGGCGCUCUUUCCUCUAGCCCACAGUAAAAUGUAGUGCAAAUCAUGGGAUAAUCAUGGCAGAGUAAAUAGAAAGACCCUGAGAAACUAACAUUCAGGCCUCCGGUAAGAAUUAUACCGAUGUACAUUUAAUAUUUAUUACAUGAACUGAAGUCUUUCUUGCAGGUGAUACUAGUAGCAUUAAAAGGUUAACUGGUGCUUUCACUGCCAGCUCAUUAGACUGUACAGAUAGCUUGAAAUCACUGCCUUGUAACACACCUAUUACCUUGGAAGCCUAUUGAACUGCUGGGUACACACUUGUAUCACUAUAAGAGAUCUGAUUUUAGAAACUAGGGCUGUGGCAAAUUUAGAAAGGACUGCGCGUUUAUGAAAUCUCAAAAUGAGAACUGAAAAUGAACGAGAGGAACUCAAAAGGCAUCGGCCUGGACAAUAACAAAGAAAAAGUUCACAACAUUCCCAGUGUGCCGGGGGGGACGUCCUGGCCAACGGCGCCCCUACAGGCCCGACCGCGCAUUACCUUCAGUGUUGCCGUUUGUAAAAAACUGCAGAAUUUCCAAAAACGUUUGUUUGAGCGAAAACAAAGCCGUUUCUGACUACUAUAGACACAGACACAAAGGUGGAAUUUCAUGUAGCUCCCGGAACUGAAGUGAUUUUAAUUUUCGUUGUUUUUUUUUAAUUACUUGCUGUUAAACAUCGUUGUGUUCAUUUCUGUUUUGUUUAUUUAAUUCUAUGUAAAGCUCUACGUUUAUCUACAGAUUCCCUGUAUUAUAUUUUCACAAUCCAGUUGCUCUAAUAGCUGUUUUGGUAACUAAACAAUAUUUUACAGUACAGACGACCAAAUAUGUUUUACAGUUUCGCUUGUAAUAUUUGCCUUAGAGCCUAUAUAUAAACUAUUUUUUAUCAUUUUUCAUUGCACAUGAGUUUAUUUAACACGCAGUGGCAUUAUCACUGCAAUUGAUUUGAAACAGUCUGGUCGAGCAACGCAAGAGCUUGUUACCUUUUCCCUGCCUUGCGCAUCCGUUUUGAGCACACUAGCGUGCGUUCACACGGGGCCGGCAAGUCCGGUCAAAAACUGUAGCAAACCGCUGUUUCGAAAAUGCCACUAUCUACUGUAGCUUCAGACAACCCUCCCCCCGCUCAGUUUCAUCGUCUGUUUCUGGACUGAAUCGGCUGAUGAGCAGUAGACAGGGCACGGGGGGUCAAAGAUAAGAGAACAGCUCCCCCAGACCCCACUAGAGAGGACCAGAAGACCCAAGACGUUAAGACAGGGGCUGGGGGAGAGAGGGACUCGGUGACAGUCCGCUGGGAGCGUGUGCUACACUGCCCGUAUUCCGUGUUAGACUGGGGUGCUGCUGGGACCAGUGUUGGAGGUCGUGUUCUCCCCGGUGCGUUCUUCGCCGGACUCUCAUGUAUUGUAGCAGUUGAGAGCCCUUCGUUAAAGAGGUGAGGCAGGCAGAGGACGGGGGAGGGAAUUGGGCGAUGGCAACAGGACGAGCACGCAAUAACGCAGUAGAGGCGUCUUAUUUUUAGGUGGCUGUUUUUGAAGGUAAGGGGACGCGACCCAGAAGACAAAAGAGACUCGUUUUUUUUUUGUUGUUGUUAAAUUUCAGUCAAGAAAAAAAUCUUACCAUGUAAGUUCCAGUCUUGGCUACAACGUUUUGGUACCUUAACACAUUGGCUUGUUAUGGUUAGCGCCGAAACCCAGAAAA